UUUCAUCACCGACAGUCGGUACUGAUAACUUCUUAGUGUGUUGAAAUACCUACGUGAGAUUCACAGGAAUAUGAUGUUCCACUUCUUGAUAUGGCUACCUAUGAUUUCUUCACUAGAAGCGGCUUAUGCUUCAUAUUAUGGCGGACAAGGGUAUAGCUCUGGCAACCGUGGACAUGGUUAUCAAUGGUCAGCUUACAACCCUGUCAUUCGAGACCAAAGAAGUCCUUACAGCUACUACAAUAUUUACCCUUACAGCAGAUCAUAUCUGGACGACUACUAUCGCUACUAUCCUCAAGAAACCUACCCUGUGUACUACCCUCGUACUUCUAAGUACGACAUAUACCAAGUACUACCUACAUAUUACCAGAAGCCAGUAUCGGAUUUGAGUGAUAACUAUGACAGCUAUUACUAUGGUAUGGAUCCUCAAGAAUUCCAAGAUGAAGUUCUGCAGGAAGUUCAGAGAGAGGAAAGAGAGGAAUCUCAACCAAUAGGACACGAAAUGCUCUACGAAAACGAAGAUUACGCUGCCAACAAUUUCAAUAAGUACGAUAAGGCGAGCAUGGCUUAUUUUCAAAAAAUGCUCGCUCAAUCACAUAAAAACACCUAUAACAAUCAAGCGAACAAACAAUACAUGGAUUACCUGGAUUACGAUAACGAAUGGCAAGACAUCCCAGCAACUAGACUUCCUCCCUAUCACCAAAGAGAAGACAAGGAAGUACAAGAUUUGAAAAAACUCAAGAAUAGAAACUACAGGAACAAACAGAACAAAAAGAAGCAGAAUGAAUACCGACAUGAUAUACAUGAAAACUACAAGCGUUCGAAUGUCCAGAAUGAUGAGAUAACUAGCAGCGUUCCUAAAACUCAACUGAAGAGUAGAGAUGGCGCUGAUAAGGGUCCAGUUAUCAAGGUUCCAGCAUCAACCACUGUUCAGCCAGUUUCUCUUGAACCUAAAAAAAUUAUGCGAGGGCAAAAGGAAGAAGUGAUGAUGAGACCUGCAACUCCUGUGAGGCAUCCCUUCAGUGCCCCCAUCAUGAAUGUGGUUGUUAGCAAUGACGAAUGGAAAAGAAGCCCUUCUGUAUUCGAUACCUUGAAAAGGAUGUUGGAAAUGGAGAAGAGCCUGAAGAAUAAAUACAGAGAAGAUCUCAGGCCUCCAAUGAAGAAAAGGAUUGUUUCUGACGAAGAUAGUCUCACCCAUCAGCUAUCUGUGCUGAAGAAGUCUCAGUAAACGUAAGCGUUAGUUGACGAUAUUCAAGACUGACUUAGAAUAAAUCUUGAUUCUUAAGAAUUCACAACUAUUCAGAAAUUGAACCAAAUGGUUUGAAAUUUAGGUCAGUUCCUCAACUUCGUACUUGGACCAUUGAUAUGCCAAGCUUUUUGACGUGAAAUAUGAAGAUGUUAUUGAUUUUUUUUAGUUUUUUAACGGUAUCCUUUAUUCUUGUAUGUAGUAUUUCAUACGUGAAUGAAGGAUUUCAGAUAGAAAAAAAAGGGAAAGAAGGCUUUAAUUAAAAAUGUGAAGGGUGUGGCGUAGGGAAUUUUGGAAAUUGAUUUUUCAGAGAUUUCAAGAAAAAGUCUCUAGCAAGAAUUGAAUUGUAAUGAAAAACGAAUGAACCGUGAAAUGACUGAAUUCGUCUGAAAAUGAAAUUUCCAAAAAGGAAUUCAACAGGAGGGAGGUACUCGCCUACGCCACUGGAAUGUAUAAGACUGAUAUUCAAUUUUCUAAAGGCUAGGUAGAAAGUGGAGGGACAAUAAUUGUUGAUGACUCAAAUCAACUUUAUAUUUACAAAAGAAUACUCACAAAAUCAUCUGAUUCAUUCAAAAUACUCAUUUCUCUAUGGAAUAUCUUCUUUUCCCAGAAAAUUUUUUGAAAUUAUUCGCACAUAUCACUAUUUGGUGUAUCAGGGUAAGAGUUGUUGUGUCAAUAUAGUGGCAGAAGUUAGUAAUUAGGCAGUGUAUUCCCUUAAAUCAAGAAUAAUUUUCGAAAUAUUUUUUGGGAAUGCUACACAUUUUUUUUGGUCAUCGAAUGCGGUGCUUUUUUAAUAUAGGUAGAUGAUUUGAAGAGAAAGAGUAAUACAGGAUAAAGGAUUGGAUCAGAUUAUUUAUUGCAAAUAGAGAUAUAUGUAUAUGCAGAUUAUUUAAGUAUUAAAUAUAAUUAAUGUCGAUUGUACUCCUUCAUUAUGCUGAUGGAGAAUUGUAUAUGUGCUUAAUCCAUACAUACGUUGAAUAUUGAAUCUAGUCAAUUGGGUGGGCUCUUUUUCAACCAAUCAAACGACUAAGCACAGUUUUGUGGCUGUUAUAGAACCUACAUUUAAAUAGGGCUGUUCAUUAUGUCGGACUUGUACAAAUUCUGUAGAAUUCGAAUUGGUGCAAUAUUUGCGAAUUCAUCGAUAUGUAGGUCAUUGCUAAAUACUUGUUUUUAUGUUGAAUCAUUAACAGAGUCAACCUGAAUGUAUAUUGACCGAAAAAAGAUGAUAAUCGGCGCAAAUUUAAUUUCUUCAUAUUACAGAUUCAUUCUGUGAUACAGAGAACAAGGACUGUCUUCAUGGUAGUUUAUUUCAAACAGAAAUAUUGCCGUUUAAAUGUUCAAUAAUAAUCAUUGAUGUCGUUGAUCUUUUGUCCGAGGUAACGAAUCGAAACUGUUCGAAUGCAUUUCCACUAGAGCACAAUUUCUGUAAAUAUCUGUGUUUCUAUUUCGACUUUUUCUUCUUAGGUGGAGUUUUUCGUCUGGGUGAAUUUAAAUUUUGGGGUAGCGGUAGUUUGUCGAAAUAAAUCGACGAAAUCGAGGAGAUCGAAAGAAAGCAGUAUUAUAUUAGGGCAGUUAUAUUUAUCGAAAUAUGUUAACUCAUUCUUUCAGACUUAUAUAUUUCGAGUAUUACAUCUUUUAUAUUGGACAUUUUUGGAUUUUAGUUGUGAUAAAACUUCUUAUUAACAUUAUUCUUACUCUAAUUGUUGAACCUCACGAUUUAUUCAUUCAACUACAUCAAAUAUAUACAAGGUGUCCCAAGUUAAAGUUUCUGGAAAACUGAUCAUAUUCGAAAACAGUGGUAUUACGAUAUUAUUCGAUAUUCUCUAUUAAGCUCAAAUAUAUUCGCUACCAAAAUACUACCAGUUUAACAGGAUAUGAAGAUAAUAAUUCUGGAAAACUCGAUAUUAUUCGAGGAGAAAAAUUGAAGAAAAAAAUCUUCUUAGUCCCUGUAUAACUGGAAGUACUUAGGUCGCAAAAACAUUUGAGCUUGACAAUAUCGAAUAAUAUCAUAAUCCCAAUUUUCAGAAUUCAAAAACACUUGAAAUUGGGACAACCGGUAUAUAUUUUCUAAUGUUACUGAUUUUGAAAUUGGGAUAGAUUUCACUGAACCAUUCAGAUACCUUUUCAUUGUUAAACAUGAUGAACAUACAUAUUUGUUGUAACGCAGAACUGUUUUAAAAUGACUCUUUAGUCGACUAGAGCUUUCAGAUGCUUAAAAAAAAAGUAUAAGAUAUUUCCAGCCAUACGCUCUUCUAUUUUUCCAUAGAUAGUUGAAUAUUUUCAUAGGAUAGAGUAUUUUAGUAUAAAUUGAACUUUCCUAUUCCUGAAAGGAUCUUUAAACCCUCCAAUGUAGAUUAAGAAAAUAUAGUGUGUUCGUUCGAUGGAUCUAAAAAUCAGAAAAAUUUUCUAAUUUUCUUCGAUAAUUGGAAAACUUUGGAAUUUCUCGAAUUUUCACUCUUUCAUCAGUUAAUGUUGAGUUGGAAGUUUCCAGUGCCGGAGUUUUUAUAGGAAUCCUUCGGAAUUGCAAAAAAAAUUGUCAAUUUUCAACAUAUCAACAGUUGAAUCCAAUUUCAACAUUAUUGUGUUCAAUGUUUUGUUUCGUAUUUAUUCAAACCUUUUACCUUCAUUGUCCUGAAAAAUUAGGAAGUGUAUAGGAGAAUUUCCAUUUGAACUAACUUCUCAGGUAUACAUAUAGAUACUUUGAAAAGCCUAAAGGACAUCCAGGAGUUUUUUGUAACAUUGUUGUAUUUCGGAUUGUGAUUUGUUGUUGAAUUUGAAAUAUUAUUUUUCUUAUAGUGUAAGGUUACUGCUCAUAUUAUAUAUUUCUCGAGUUCCUUGUUGCAGAUGAUAACUGAUGAAUAAUUUCAGUUGAUUUCUUAUUAACCUAUUGUUUUUGGUUGUUAUAUUAUGAAGUGUACAUAUCUCCCUCAUAUUUGAUGAUAAAUGUAAAUACUAUAUUUUGAUAUGUAUUGUAGAUAGAAUUUAUGGAAUUUUGAAUGAGCCGCUUCUGUACGAAAGAUAUAAAUAUAUUUGCUGAUGUCUUUGUAAAUAAAUUAUACUUAUGUAAUUCACUGACUGAUAUAAUAAAUGUUAUUCUAUCUU
Messenger RNA from Harmonia axyridis, 4345 nucleotides. RefSeq lists its product as uncharacterized. Lineage: Eukaryota; Metazoa; Arthropoda; Insecta; Coleoptera; Coccinellidae. Bases 71 to 1225 code for a protein of 384 amino acids. The record is from RefSeq and is a predicted model, not a curated record. The transcript has 3 exons.